Callithrix jacchus (white-tufted-ear marmoset) is the source of this 986-nucleotide messenger RNA. It is a transcript of the gene ODF4, whose product is annotated as outer dense fiber of sperm tails 4. Lineage: Eukaryota; Metazoa; Chordata; Mammalia; Primates; Cebidae. The record is from RefSeq and is a predicted model, not a curated record.
AUGCUCAAGAUGGAUGCAGGGGACUCUAGGAAUGAGUUCUCUAGGUCAGAAGGAGGAAAAGAGCAACAUCAGAAACCUGGAAAGGAAAGGAAGAGCAGGGAGGCAGGCUGGGGCAGAGGUGCGCUGGGACGAGAUAGGAGACUGCCCUCCUCCACCCUCUCCCUCAGCAGUAGCAGAUCCUCAAACCAGCGCUGGAACUCUCUGCUGCCCUUUUGAUGGAGAAUCACACACAGCUUCCACUGGAUGGUCCAGGUGUUGCCUUCCGAGCUCAGCCUGGUUGCCUGUAUCCUACUGUUGGUCAUGGCCUUCUCCAAGAAAUGGCUGUACCUCUCUAGGAACUGCUUCUACCAGCGCUGGCCUGAAGACAUCAGCAACAGAAUCUUCACAUCAGCCCACAUCAUGUCCCUGGGGCUCCUGUACUCCUGCAAAUCCAGGAGCUGUUCCGAUUUAGAGAAUGGGAAAGUCACCUUCAUCUUCUCCACUCUCAUGCUGUUCCCCAUUAACAUCUGGAUCUAGGUGGAGAGGAGUGUAUCCAUCCCCAUUGGCUGAAGCUAUUUCAUUGGUUGGCUGGUGUUUGUCCUAUAUGUCACCUGUGUGAUCCUUUGCUGCUCCAAGCAUAAACUUUUCUGGAGUCUGAUUCUGAGCCACCCCAGUGGCACCGUGUCCUGCAGCAGCAGUUUCAGCUCAGUAGAAGAAUCUCCAGGUGUGCAGAUGAUCACAGAUACCCCCAUCAUCCAGGAGGGAGUUCUGGAUUCUGAGCAGAAGGUUACACACCUGUGACUUUUUCAGAACUCCUGGCACCAAGUUCUGUCCAUUCAUCUGACCCAGUCUCCUCAUCUUCCACUCAGCCCUUGAAUAGGUUGGUCCUCAUCAUUGCAAGGAGUGAGAAAGGGAGGACGUCGGGCCAGCUUUGCACUCCUCUGCUUUCUCCCUGCCUUGAUUGAGCUUGAGUGAUGUGGAAUAAAUUGUCCAUCUCUUCUUUCUCA